Molecule: messenger RNA, 1164 nt
Organism: Poecile atricapillus (Black-capped chickadee)
Lineage: Eukaryota; Metazoa; Chordata; Aves; Passeriformes; Paridae
Gene: ALX4
Product: ALX homeobox 4
Exons: 4
Coding region: 1-1164 (387 amino acids)
Biological process (GO): regulation of transcription by RNA polymerase II
Molecular function (GO): DNA-binding transcription activator activity, RNA polymerase II-specific; RNA polymerase II transcription regulatory region sequence-specific DNA binding
Source: RefSeq, a predicted model, not a curated record
AUGAAUGCUGAUACUUGUGUUUCUUAUUGUGAUCCGGCUGCCAUGGAUUCCUACUACAACGCAGCCUCCCAGGACACAGAAGGCUCCUCGCCUUUUAGGGCAUUUCAAGCAAGUGACAAGUUCAGCCCUACUUUCCUGGCCAGCAAAGGACAAGGCUUUGGUGACAGCAGCACUAAGUGCCGGAGCCGCUACAGCCAGCAGGAAUGUCAGUCCCUGGAUGGCAGCGUGCAGGCUCCCGGCUCUGCCGGGUCUCCGGCCUCCUUUAACAAAUACCCUCCGCAGCAGCAGCAGCCGCCGCACCUCUACAUGCAGCGAGGCCCCUGCAAAACUCCCCCGGACAGCAACAUCAAGCUGCAAGAGAGCAGCGGCCACAACGGAGCCCUGCAGGUCUCCUGUUACGGUAAGGAAGGCGGUUUGGGAGAGCCUGACUUGCAGCCAAGCUCUGACCCUUCAGCCAUGGACAGCAGCUACCUCAGCGUGAAGGAGGCCGGGGUGAAAGUGCCCCAGGACAGGGCCAGCACAGACCUCCCCAGCCCCAUGGACAAGGCCGACUCGGAGAGCAACAAGGGCAAAAAGCGGAGGAACCGCACCACCUUCACAAGUUACCAGCUGGAGGAGCUGGAGAAGGUCUUCCAGAAGACCCACUAUCCCGAUGUCUAUGCCAGGGAGCAGCUAGCCAUGAGGACAGACCUCACCGAGGCUCGUGUACAGGUGUGGUUUCAGAACCGGCGAGCAAAAUGGCGCAAGCGGGAGCGGUUCGGUCAGAUGCAGCAGGUCCGGACCCACUUCUCCACCGCCUAUGAGCUGCCCCUGCUCACCCGUGCUGAGAACUACGCCCAGAUCCAGAACCCCUCUUGGAUUGGCAACAACGGAGCCGCCUCCCCCGUGCCUGCCUGCGUCGUCCCCUGCGAGACGGUGCCCUCCUGCAUGUCCCCCCAUGGCCACCCCCACGCGGCCGGCGGCGUCUCCGAGUUCCUUGGAGUCUCCGGGCCCGGCAGCCACGUGGGACAGACUCACAUGGGUGGCCUCUUCGGCACAGCCGGCAUGAGCCCCAGCCUCAAUGGCUACGAGCUGAACAGCGAGCCGGACCGCAAGACCUCCAGCAUCGCUGCCCUGAGGAUGAAAGCGAAGGAGCACAGCGCCGCGAUCUCCUGGGCGACAUGA